AUGUUUGCUUUCUCUUUCUCCCCAGAAUGCGAUGAACUUGCCUCCUGACAAAGCAAGGCUGCUUCGACAGUACGACAAUGAGAAGAAGUGGGAGCUGAUCUGUGAUCAGGAAAGAUUUCAAGUCAAGAAUCCUCCACACACAUAUAUCCAGAAAUUAAAAGGCUAUCUUGAUCCAGCUGUAACUAGGAAGAAAUUUAGGAGAAGAGUUCAAGAAUCUACACAAGUAUUACGAGAACUAGAAAUUUCUUUAAGAACCAAUCACAUUGGGUGGGUCAGGGAGUUUUUGAAUGAAGAAAACAAAGGCUUGGAUGUUUUGGUAGAGUAUUUGUCUUUUGCACAGUAUGCAGUCACAUUUGACUUUGAAAGCUUGGAAAACAGCAUGGAAAACUCAAUGGAUAAAUCUAAGCCUUGGAGUCGAUCCAUUGAAGACCUCCAUCGAGGAAGUAACCUCCCCUCUCCCGUUGGCAAUAGCAUUACCCGCUCUAGCAGGCAUUCUACACUACGGUGUAACACCUUACCAAGCAGAAGAACACUUAAAAAUUCAAGAUUAGUGAGUAAAAAGGAUGAUGUCCAUGUCUGCAUCAUGUGUUUACGUGCCAUCAUGAAUUACCAGUACGGGUUCAAUAUGGUCAUGUCGCACCCCCAUGCUGUUAAUGAAAUUGCACUAAGCCUGAACAACAAGAAUCCCAGAACAAAGGCGCUGGUCUUAGAACUGUUGGCAGCAGUUUGCCUUGUAAGAGGAGGGCACGAAAUCAUUUUGUCUGCCUUUGAUAAUUUUAAAGAGGUUUGCGGGGAAAAGCAGAGGUUUGAGAAGCUGAUGGAACAUUUUCGAAAUGAAGAUAACAAUAUAGAUUUCAUGGUGGCGUGUAUGCAGUUCAUCAACAUAGUGGUUCAUUCAGUAGAGGACAUGAAUUUCAGAGUUCACCUCCAGUAUGAAUUUACUAAGCUAGGCCUGGAUGAAUAUCUAGAUAAACUGAAACACACAGAAAGCGAUAAGCUGCAGGUGCAGAUUCAAGCUUAUCUGGACAACGUGUUUGAUGUGGGAGCUUUACUUGAAGAUGCGGAAACCAAGAACGCUGCCUUGGAAAGAGUAGAAGAACUGGAAGAAAAUAUAUCUCAUUUAUCAGAAAAACUGCAAGAUACAGAAAAUGAAGCUAUGGCAAAGAUUGUGGAACUGGAAAAACAACUCAUGCAGAGGAACAAAGAACUGGAUGUCGUUCGAGAAAUAUACAAGGAUGCGAACACACAGGUUCACACGCUGAGGAAAAUGGUCAAAGAGAAAGAGGAAGCUAUUCAACGACAGUCAACGCUGGAGAAGAAGAUCCAUGAACUGGAGAAGCAAGGGUCCAUUAAAAUUCAGAAGAAAGGAGAUGGUGAUAUCAACAUUCUUCCUGUUGGGGUGGCUUCUGGGACAUUGCCCUCAGGGGCAGAAGCUGCCACGGGCACUUGUGGAGGAUCAGCUUCUGGCUCUGCACCUUCGGUUCUGUUGCCCCCUCCACCACCACCCUUGCCGUUGUCAGAAUCAGAAUCGGAAGCAGUUCAAAAUGGUCCUGUGACACCGCCAAUGCCUCCUCCCCCUCCCCCGCCUCCUCCCCCUCCUCCCCCACCUCCUCUUCCUGGCCCAGCUGCAGAACCAGGACUGGCCCCUCCGGUCCCACCCCCACCCCCACCAUCAGCACCUCCUCUUCCAGGAACAGCCUCCCCUACAGUCGUUUUCAACUCAGGAUUAGCAGCUGUGAAAAUCAAGAAGCCAAUUAAGACAAAGUUCCGCAUGCCAGUUUUCAACUGGGUGGCUCUGAAACCCAAUCAGAUUAAUGGGACAGUCUUCAAUGAAAUUGAUGACGAAAGGAUAUUGGAGGAUUUAAAUGUGGAUGAAUUUGAAGAAAUAUUCAAGACAAAAGCCCAAGGCCCGGCCAUUGAUCUUUCUUCAAGCAAGCAAAUAACUCAGAAGGGAUCGAACAAAGUCACACUAUUAGAAGCAAACAGGGCUAAAAAUCUUGCAAUCACCUUAAGGAAAGCUGGAAAGACUGCAGAUGAGAUAUGCAAAGCUAUUCAGGCGUUCGAUUUGAAGACUUUACCAGUGGAUUUUGUUGAAUGCCUGAUGAGAUUUUUGCCCACGGAAAAUGAAGUGAAAAUGUUGCGGCUUUACGAGCGGGAGAGGAAACCCCUUGAGAACCUCUCAGAUGAGGAUCGUUUCAUGAUGCAGUUCAGCAAGAUUGAGAGGCUGAUGCAAAAGAUGACCAUCAUGGCAUUUGUUGGCAAUUUUGCAGAAAGCAUCCAGAUGCUGACUCCACAACUUCAUGCAAUAAUUGCAGCAUCUGUCUCAAUAAAGUCAUCUCAGAAACUCAAGAAAAUCCUAGAGAUAAUCUUGGCUCUUGGUAACUAUAUGAACAGCAGUAAACGAGGAGCUGUUUAUGGAUUUAAACUGCAAAGCUUAGAUCUGUUACUAGACACAAAAUCGACAGACAGGAAACAAACUCUAUUGCACUAUAUAUCAAAUGUUGUGAGAGAGAAAUAUCAGCAAGUAUCGCUUUUUUACAAUGAGCUUCACUAUGUGGAGAAAGCUGCUGCAGUAUCCCUUGAAAAUGUUCUGUUGGAUGUAAAGGAACUCCAAAGAGGUCUUGACCUAACGAAGCGAGAGUACACCAUGCACGAUCACAACACCAUGCUGAAGGAGUUUAUUCAGAACAAUGAAGGGAAACUGAAGAAGCUGCAGGAUGAUGCAAAAAUAGCUCAGGAUGCCUUUGACGAUGCUGUGAAGUAUUUUGGGGAGAAUCCCAAGACAACACCUCCAUCAGUCUUCUUCCCAGUCUUUGUUCGAUUUGUGAAAGCUUACAAGCAAGCGGAAGAGGAGAACGAGUUGAGAAAAAAGCAACAGCAGGCAUUGAUGGAAAAACUCCUGGAGCAGGAGGCACUGAUGGAGCAGCAAGACCAAAAGUCUCCGUCUCAUAAAACGAAGAGGCAGCAGCAAGAGCUGAUUGCAGAGCUAAGACGGCGACAAGUCAAGGACAGUAGACACGUGUACGAGGGGAAGGAUGGAGCUAUCGAAGAUAUCAUCACAGUGCUGAAGACGGUGCCCUUUACCGCUCGAACGGCCAAGCGUGGCUCUCGUUUUUUCUGCGAACCUGUUUUCACAGAGGAAUUCCAUUACUAAACUUUUCCUCUUUCACACCCGACGCUCUUUAAAAAAAAAAAAAGGUUGCUGUAGGUUUUUGACAUUUCUCCGCAAUAUAGCUGUUUGAAUGGAUUAGUGAUGUUUGGCAUCUCGUCGGGAGUCUUAUUUGACAUCGCUCAUCUCAUUGCAUGUUUUUGCCUGUCAGGAACCUUUUUUGGUUCCCCUCCAUCCUCCCAGUGACCAUUUGUUCUACCUUCCGCAUUUCAGAGUCACCCUGUGGGCUCAGCGCCAUAGAGCAGCAAGUGAUGGAAGUCACAGAAAUGUCCUCGAGGCCCAUGGUGGCUGCGCUUCAAGCCAGCCGCUACAAUUUGCAAGGGGUGGUUGUGGGUUGUAAUGGCAAAUGUGAUGGACAGUUCACUUGGCUUUUCUGUGUCUUCUCCUCUGGGCUCUCGCACCUCCUUUACUUCUUUGUGACUUGAUCUAUGUCGCAUGAGUUCCUGUUAAGCCAAGCCUAUCUCCGGGAGCAAAUCUAGUAUACAUCAAUGAGCCAGGCUGAAUGUUUGUGGGCUUUGUUUUAUGGCAUGUAAAAUGAAGUCACCGCUUUGUGAUCUGUGAGCACAUAUUUCCACAUGGGUCCUUCUAACCAUCGCUUGCAUGUUUGUGUUUGCAUGCGUGAACAGGAAUAAAACAAAUGUGGUCGUGGUCCCCGCACACACUCCCUUCAUUAGCUUCAGUUCCAUGGCAACUUAAUGGGAAAUCUCCUUUGAGCCAAGUGGGAGCCUCACUUAAGAUAGCAUUCUGCCUUUGAUCGGUUCAGUCCUUUGUAAUAGUGGAGGCUGGGCAAAACCCAGGACCCGGG
Molecule: messenger RNA, 3974 nt
Organism: Lacerta agilis (Sand lizard)
Lineage: Eukaryota; Metazoa; Chordata; Lepidosauria; Squamata; Lacertidae
Gene: FMNL2
Product: formin like 2
Exons: 25
Coding region: 32-3154 (1040 amino acids)
Biological process (GO): cortical actin cytoskeleton organization; cell migration; regulation of cell shape
Cellular component (GO): cytosol
Molecular function (GO): small GTPase binding; actin filament binding
Source: RefSeq, a predicted model, not a curated record